Ciona intestinalis (vase tunicate) is the source of this 6596-nucleotide messenger RNA. The record is from RefSeq and is a predicted model, not a curated record. NCBI's taxonomy places the organism in Eukaryota, Metazoa, Chordata, Ascidiacea, Phlebobranchia, Cionidae.
AACCAGUAUUUUUGAAAAAAAAUUACCGUUUAAAAUAAUGAGUUAGGUUUUUAAACAUAAGCUGUAAAGAUCCAGCCAUGAAAAGAAACAUUCUUAAGUUUGUACAACAGGGCUUAUGGCCUUCGUUAUCCGGUGGCUGGUACUACGAUACAUCUCAUAGCAACUUCACAAACUUGUUCCAUCUCUAUUCCUGGUUGUUUUUGCUCUGUCUGCCAUUUUGCCUCUACUUAUUGACACUGCUCACAUGGGGAGUAACAAGUGCUUACUUUGUGUCACUUGUGAUAUUCUUCAGUACAUUGAAAUUUGCCAACAAUCAUCUACAUCAAACAUUUGAUAAAGGGGAGACAAUACAGAAGAAGACAGUGGAAGAGGAUUCACCAGAUGAAGAUAAAGUGACUGAAAUAAAAGAUACUGGUGAAGUAGAAGAUGCUAUAAAGAAAGAUUCGUAUACAGGUAAAGACGACGAAAACAACGAGAAUGGUAAAGUUGAUAUCGCAAGCAACAAAGUGGAUACAUCAGGUCACAUGGAGCUUUGGGAUGAACUUACUAAACAUACAUUUGCAGAUGACGAUUUAUUUCCAUCUUCCAUAAAAGACACAUCACAGAAUAAAGUUACUGUAGAUGUGCAUGGCCAAGCAGAAGAGGAAUCAUUCAUUGUCAAAUCUUUUGACGAAAUUCCAAAAAAUCGUCACAAUAAAAAAACAAAGUCACGAAAAAGGGAGAAACGGUUGGCAGUAGACCGAUGUGCAAGCAUCCCAAAUGUCGAUAAUCGUGAUAGUGAUGUCAUAAUGAAAGAUUUUCUCUCUGGAAGAAAGGCGCAAAUAAAGGCAACUAAUGACAAACCACUCUCAUCUUCAGAUGUUAAACUACAAGAUAAUUCAGAACCUUCAGUGAAGUCUAUCGUCGCCAAUGAUGAUCAACUUUGUGAGGUACAGACAAUACAAAGAAGGAUUGGUUUUCGUGGUCACAGACGUCCAGUGAAGAAAAGAAGUUUUACAAAGCAUGAAGAUAAUGGAGCCAAAGGAGACGACGCACGAAAAUCACGCAAGCGAUCAGCAGAACUAGAUGUAUUGAGUGAUACACCUGAUCUGAAGAGAAUUUCUAACGGUACAGCCAACCAGGACCCUACAUCAGCAUCCACUCCUCAGAUCAACCUGUUCCUCAACCAAACCAUGACUCAAACCAAGUCCUCAUCUUUGCCACGAGAUGUCAGAGUGACAAAUCGAAUCGACGAAAAAAUAUCAAGAUCACUUCUAAAAGAUGACCUCAUGGCUGGAGAUUCAAAUCAUGGUCGUGAAAACAUGAUGAAAAUCACGGUGAAUGAAUUCCUUCGUGAUAAAUCAUCUUCCUCAUCUCUUUCAUCCACAACAACACCAUCAGGAUCAUCUUUAUUGGGGUGGGAUGCGGUGGACACUUCCCACGUCACCUUAAACACAGAAGGUGCAAAGAGCAACAAGAAUCCUGGAAAUUCCAUGCGCCCAACCAAAGCUAAACCUCCAAGAAACAGAAAACCUGGGAACUGGUCUGUUGUGUCAGGUAACUUGGAUAGUUCAACUAGUAGUUCUUCUGAAGAUGAAACUGAAAUGAGAGCUUUUCUUGAUACUUUGCGACAAUCUGCUAGCCAUGAUAUAUCUUCUGGUGAUACUAAGAGAAAAGGAGAAACAUCUAGUAUAUACAGUGACACCAUGUUUAAUAAGGCUCAAAUGGGUUCAGUUUUAAAAGCUCAGACACAAAGGUCUUCAUCCAGCACAGACAGUGAUGACAAAAAUAUGGAAGAAAAUUACAACCAAUGUUUGCAUAACUUCAGUAGGAUUCAACCGCAAUCUGAUAAUAUCCGAAGGUCUAUGUCCACAAGACAAGCCGUGCGUCACCGUGCGCAUCGUGUCCGACGCACCCAAUCUGUGCGUGUCCCCAGUUCAUCAAAUACAACAUAUUCCCCAUUAAGUAGGGAGGGGUUGAGACACAGGCAUCCAGCUGGUGACCAGAAAAGUCAACCUGAGGAAAAUAAUAAUGAAGAGGUUGUCGAAAAAGAGAAGACCGAGGAGGAUCAGCCAUCAGCAAGUGGUGGAUCCAACAUCCACUUUGCAACCAACCACGCAGACACUACAGAAGGAGCCGUUCACUGUUUUCAAGAUGAGUUUGGUAAUUGGUUGACAUACACGUUUGGUGGAAACACUGCUGUUGCUACUGAGAUAUCAAGCAAUUUGCCUGCUUUACCAGAACUACCUUCGCUUAGGAGUAGACACUCAAGCAGACGGACUCGUGGCGAUUCAUCGUCAACUAACUCAGCUCGUGACAACCGGUUAAAUGACGACAGAACAAUGUUACAACUCUGUGCACAGGAUGAAAUGACACUACCAGAACAACUGAGAUUUACCGAUCGUAAUUAUCAAGUUUAUGUUUCACCUACAAGAGCUGCAUCUCAGCAAGAAGUAGGAUCAAGACAAGCAACUCCAAAAGUAAAACUCUUCUACAAAGUGAAGAUCUUACCAUUCAAGUCUAUUACAUUACAGUACGACAGACUUGCUCUAAUGGAUCUAUUAGACAGGAAUGUGAUGAUGAUUGAAACGAUCAUUUCCAUUCUUCUUGCAUCUGGUGUUGGACUUCUCGGACUUUUUGUCCUCUCCCAGGGUUUACUACACGAGUUAUGGUCGUUCUGGUUUUGCAUUGUCAUAGCAACGUCUCAAUUUCCGAUGAUUCGUAGCGUUCAGCCUGACUCAGCAUCUCCUACUCAUGGACACAACAGAGUGAUUGCAUACAGUCGCCCGGUAUAUUUUGCAUUAUCAGCCAUGUUAUUGUUGUUGUUUAAUUUCCUAUCAACACCUGACAACGUUCGACUUGAUGGGAUUUCAAUUCUUGGACACAAUUUUGGGAACAACGAAAGUUGCCGAUUCGCCAGGGAUUUUAUGCUGAUUUUUACUUGUUUGUUGCCCAUUAUAUUCAUGCUUGGACUUCUGCCUCAAAUCAACACAUUUGUUCUUUACUUAUGUGAACAAGUGGAAAUGCACAUGUUUGGUGGUACAGCUUCUACAAGUUUUGGCGCUUCAAUUUUUGGAGUUUUUCGAAGUUUGUUUACAUGCUUAUUGCUGUUUGGAUUCUGCUACGGUGCCAUGCUUACCACUGAAAGCAGUCAACACAUUUUAUUCUCAAUCUUCUGUGGAUUAUUAGUUGCAUCUUCUUACCAUCUAAGCAGGCAAACCAGUUCUCCUUGGACAUUUUGGUCAUUGAUCAAAUCAAAGUUAUUGCUUGAUGAACCACGACGGGAUAAUGGGAGUACUGAGACGGGUGAUCCAGCUGAAGAAGCAGACCAAGUGUCAUCUGAAUAUAUGCUUAAUGCUGUUAGUGAUCGUUUACAAUCUGACGUGAUUUGUUGUUCGAUAUUAUGUGUCGUAAUGUUCGCUGUACACUGUAGUACUGCCCUAUCUACUUCACAGCCAUACCUUAGUACAGUGCUGUACAUAAUGGUCGCAUGUACUGGUGUUAUCCUGCAUUAUAUAUUUCCUCAAUUAAGGAAAAACUUGCCCUGGGUCUUUUUCUCACGCCCAAUUCUAAGAUCACGUGAAUACUCCAUGUUUGAGGUAACAGAAGCUGCUCAUUUAAUGUGGUAUGAGAAAUUUUACGUCUUCGUGUGCUCUGUCGAGCGUAAUGUCCUUUUUCCCAUCGUUGUAUUGAACGAGUUAACUAGGGAUUCCCCAGCUGUUGUUGCUCUAUAUGGUCACGUACUUGGCAGUAUUCUAAUCGUAAUAUGCGGCGUAAAAAUGCUGAGAGGGUCAUACACAAUGCCUGCUUCUCAGUUCAAAAUCUUUGUUUUUACUGUUCUGUUCAUUAAAUAUGACGCAAGGCAAUACACAGGACCGUUACUUAUUGCUUACCCAAUAGUAGCAGUGAUUUAUGUCAAGGUGGAAGAAUUAAUACUCAAACUUCAAUUCUGGUUAGUGUAUGUUUGCCCAUGGCAAAUAACAUGGGGUUCUGCUUUCCACGCUGUUGCGCAAGUCUGCUCAGUACCCCACAGUGCGCUUUUAACCCUUCAUGCUCUAGUGGCUUCCAUAACCCAGGCCCCAUUCACCCCUUUUAUUGGAAGCGCGCUUUUUUUGACAUCUUACCCAAGGCCUGUGAAAUUUUGGGAAAAAAAUUACAAUACAAAGAGAAUAGACCACUCUAAUUCAAGACUCUCAAGUCAGCUUGAAAGAGGGCCACACUCUGACCAUAAUAACUUAAAUUCUGUGUUUUACGAACACCUAACUCAUUCAUUGCAAAAAUCCUUGGCUGGUGACCUGGAAUUAGGAAGGUGGGGUAAUGUGGUAGCCGGAGAUUGCUUCAUAUUAGCUUCGGAUUAUUUAAACGCUCUCGUGCACAUCGUCGAGUAUGGAAACGGAAUCCUUACUUUUCAACUGAGGGGUCUAGAAUUUAGUGGGACAUACUGCCAACAACGCGAAGUUGAAGCGAUCAACGAAGGUGCCGACACAAGUGAGAGUUGCUGUUGUUGCCACGUGGGGAAAAUAAACGGAGUUUUAUCUUUUAACUCAGCGUUUAACCAACGCUGGAUGGCGUGGCAGGUUAUAGUGAGUAACUAUGUGUUAGAUGGGUACAACAUUAGUGAUAACAAUGCAACUACUAUGCUGGGUGUUUUUGACUUGAGGAAAAUUCUCAUAAGUUAUAUCGUGAAAAGCGUGAUUUUCUUUCUUGUUGCUCACGAUUCACUUGACUCAUGGAUCACGAACGACUCAAUCCGUGAGCAACUCACGUCAUGUGAACAACCUGACUAUGUAGACGUUGAUUCUAUGUUCGCUGUUGCCAUUGACGACGAUUAUGACGUGUGGUUAUUUGGUAUCUCAAGGUCAAAGUUCACGCAAGUUUACUCGACGUGGAUCGAUUACUGCUGUGCUCAGCGGGCCGGGACCAAAAAUGGUGCAAAUUACAGCGGGGAUUCUAAGCUCACCACAUUAUGUUUUGCGAUUAGUGUUCUGGCACGCAGAGCACUUGGGACAGCAUCUCAUAACUUAUCGUCCAAUUUAGAUUCCUUUCUGUACGGACUUUACUCUUUAUUCAAGGGAGAUUUCCGCAUUACAUCCAAUAAAGACGAAUGGGUCUUCACUGACAUGAACUUGCUUCGAGAGGUUGUUGCUCCUGGAGUCCGAAUGGCUCUUAAAUUACAUCAAGAUCAUUUUGCAUGUCCAGAUGAGUAUGACCAACAUGAGCCUCUAUAUACUGCUAUAUCUGAAUAUCAGACAACUAUGGUUAUAACACAUGAGGGGGAUCCUAUGUGGAGAAAAGCUGUUCUUUCUAACACAAGUUCAUUGCUUGCAUUAAGGCGAGUUAUAAGUGACAUGUUCGUUGACCAAUACAGUGUUAUAACACUAAACCAUAGAGCAUUAGGCUUUAAUGUGGUUAAAGUAAAUCGCGAAUGUGUACGAGGUUUAUGGGCCGGCCAACAGAAUGAGCUCAUUUUCUUGAGAAAUAGGAACCCGGAAAGAGGGAGCAUUCAAAACGCUAAGCAAGUUUUGAGGAAUAUGAUAAAUUCAUCUUGUGAUCAGCCUAUUGGAUAUCCAAUAUAUGUUUCCCCUCUAACCACUUCAUAUGCAACAACCAAUCAGCAACUGAAUAAGGUGAUUGGCGGACCAAUCACAUUCGAGGCAGUCAAAACUUGUUUCACCAGCAUUAUAGCUUGUUUACGUCAGAGUUGCUCAGGUAGUUGCAACAGUGGAGGAAGUGGUGGAUUUCCUCAAAAUCAAGUCGUUCAAUCAAUACCCAUGGUUAAUAUUCCAUCACGAAAUUAUUCGAAUGAGCCAAUCCCGCUUCACCUAAACUACAGACUGGCAAAUGAGAGCGGAGCGAAUGUGACAUCAUUCACCAACACGAGGUCGCGACACGGUUCAGCGAUUAGUGGGGAGAAAAAAUCUCUCGAGUCUCGAGCACGAAGUUCCAUUUCUUCAGCUUCAACUUUAAGAAAAUCUUUAGAAACUUCUAGAAUGAACAAAGAUGCUUUAGAUGACCUGCCUUCAUUUUCUGCCAUUCAUUCAAUUUCUGGUUCGUCUUCGCGCUCAAAUUCUACUUCCGAUAAUCCUUCAAAAAUGCGCAGUGUUUCCAGAUCAGAAUAUUCGCGUUCUCGACCGAAAUCUGCUGCCAGUGUUGCCGCACAGUCAUCAAAUUCUAGCUGCAGUGUUGCGCAACCUGGAGAAGCAGGUGCAAGAGCAGCAAGUUAAUUGUGAAGAAUUUAAUAUUGAUUUUUUUCUGGCAACACUGACUGGGCCACUGACCGUAAUGUUAUCUGUAUUGUAACAUCUGCAAACUAGAAAAACCCACUAUUUCACUAUUCUAAUGCUUUUCGUAUCUGCCACUGACUGUAUGUUUAUUUCACUGUUGUGUUUUCUGUUUAUUAAGUUUUGUACAAACACUUUUUGUUGUCAAACAUUUAAACUUUCUGUAGAUACCGUUGUAAAUGAAAACUAUACUGCUUUAUGUUACAAUGUUAAAAACAGUGAAUACGUUGUUAAACGGCAUCGAAUCCUGCUUUAAGCAGAAAUUAAUGGUAAAUUAAACAAGUUAGUUAAACCAGGUGGCUACAACAUUGGUAGUUUGGAUUACAAUAUUGGGCA